Molecule: messenger RNA, 1182 nt
Organism: Etheostoma cragini (Arkansas darter)
Lineage: Eukaryota; Metazoa; Chordata; Actinopteri; Perciformes; Percidae
Exons: 2
Coding region: 197-697 (166 amino acids)
Source: RefSeq, a predicted model, not a curated record
UGCUGUUAACCACACGUUACCCCCUUUUCCUCCUUGUUGCCCUCUUCCUCCCCAGUGUUUUCCCUUGUGUCUCUGGGAAAGCAGCAGUUUAAGGGGGGAAAACAAGUGCGUGGAGCCAAGAAACAGGUCUGACCUCAGUUACUGGAACUAAGUAAGGUGCUGUUUUGGAGUUUCUAAAGUCUGGCGCCAGGACAACAUGAACACCACUGAACCAGCCUCCAACUUCACCUUUACAUCUAACACAGAAAAUGUCACACUGUCCAGCCUGACGACCACUACCAUCCCUCCCACCAUCCUACAGCCUCCACCCUAUUCUUCAGACAUCCACGACCCAGAAUUCACCAUUGUGGUGGUGCUGUGUUUGUCACUGCUGCUGGCAGGGUUAGCUGCCUUCCUGGCAGUGUGCCGGCCCUCGGAACAGGAUGGGGACUCUGAGGCGGGCUUCAGCCGAGGAGAGAGCUUGACCCGUGGAAGAAGCCGGUCCAGUGAGCCCCAGCUCAAGGUGUGGAAGAGGCUGGGCUCAUAUCGGCGUUCAUACAACAUCUCCUUCAGACGACCGCCCCAUCGCAGGCCGCAUGAGCGUGGGAGCACACACGUGUCCCAGUCCCCACCCCGACAGACACAGCCACAGCCAGAAGCCAGUGUGGAGCCCCACCUCACUAUGCCUUGUCUGUUUGACUAUGUUACUGAAAUCUGAAUGGACGACAGGCUGAGGACAGAAGGACUGCUUCCUAAAACAAGCAACACACUGUAUAUGUUAUGGCUGGUGCUGCGAACAUCACUAAUACCAGGUGUGGGUGAAGAGUACAUGCAAAUAAUGUUUAACCUUAGUUUUAACAUACUUUUUAUUGCUAGGUAGAUGAGGUUUGCAACAUGACAAUUUAGGCAAUCAAAAAGUCAUUGAAGCUGGGUUUACACAUUUUUGUGACUCUGUGACUUAAUUUCUCUCUUUAUACAGUCCCUCCAGGAUUUUGCGAUGUUGUGAUCGUGCGAAUUCACGCAUAUUCAACCAAUCACCGCAAAGUUGACCAAAUAUCGGAGUUUCCCGCAACUUCAACCAAUCCCAGCCGUCCCACCUGCCAGAAUCAAUAUCAGUAUGGGACUCUGAGAGAGCAAAAGACGGUGACAUUUCAGACCGCCCUGCCAACCUGUAAACAUUUGAACAAUUCUUCACUCUUAAAU